Molecule: messenger RNA, 582 nt
Organism: Drepanopeziza brunnea f. sp. 'multigermtubi' MB_m1
Lineage: Eukaryota; Fungi; Ascomycota; Leotiomycetes; Helotiales; Drepanopezizaceae
Biological process (GO): tricarboxylic acid cycle; mitochondrial electron transport, succinate to ubiquinone
Cellular component (GO): mitochondrial envelope; membrane
Molecular function (GO): ubiquinone binding; heme binding; succinate dehydrogenase (quinone) activity
Source: RefSeq, a predicted model, not a curated record
AUGGCCUCAAUUACACGAUCCGCGAUGUUACCAAAGACUUGCCUCUCCGCGGCUACAAAGCGCGCCUUUUCUACGAAGCUCUCCACCAAUUCCCCCACCAUCAACAUCAACAAGACGUCCUCGAUUGUCUCCCGCAAUGCGCUCCCAGUGUCCAUGCGAGUAGCAGCUUUCCACGCAAGUGGCAGACGGGCAAUUCUCCCCCCUCUCCCCCAGGUCAUUCAAGGAACUGCAAACGACCCAGCCCCCGUGCCCCCCGCGAAUCCAUCACACGGCUCUUACCACUGGACCUUUGAGCGCCUGGUCUCAGUCGGUCUCAUCCCCCUCACGAUAGCUCCAUUUGCGUCCGGAUCGUUGAAUCCAACCAUGGACGCCAUCCUCUGCGGCUCAAUACUUAUCCACUCGCACAUCGGUUUCGAAGCUUGCAUAAUCGACUAUAUUCCCACACACCGUCUGCCCAAGACCCGAAAGCUGGCUUGGUGGACGUUGAGAGCUGGCACGGUCUUGUGUGGAGUCGGCCUGUACGAGUUUGAAACAAACGAUGUUGGUGUUACGGAGGCCUUGAAGAGGAUUUGGGUGGCAUAG